Messenger RNA from Cyclocybe aegerita, 1965 nucleotides. The record is from the annotation of a GenBank genome assembly. Lineage: Eukaryota; Fungi; Basidiomycota; Agaricomycetes; Agaricales; Hemipholiotaceae.
AUGUCGGGCGGGAUUUACCAAUUCGAGAAGAUCUACCAUGGACUCACGGCAGAGUCAGGAAAAAUGCGCGUGGCUGCUGCCGGUGUGGCAUGGAAAGCGACAGAUUCCGAGAAGGUAGCUUACGUGCAAGCAGAAGACUUAAAAUGGGCACAGUGGCUACGCGUCGCGCGCGAUUUUCAGCUACGAUUGGGGCUGCGAGAUCACAGGAAAGAGAAGUUUGACGGGUUCACGAGGGAGGACCAUGACAAAGUCGCGAAUGUGUUAAAGACCCACUUCGCAAUUACGCUGGAGACGAGAGAAGGCGCUUUCAAGGGCUGGAAUUGGGGAGUAACUGACUUCCAAGGGCAGGAACUAGCAUUCAUCGUUUCCGACAAGACCGCGUUCGAACUUUCCCUGGCAGACGUUGCCAACUCGAACAUCGCCGGUAAAACAGAAGUCUCACUAGAAUUCACGCCUCAAAACGUGUCAAAAGGGGCCCCAAAAAACAUGGGCGAUGAGCUGACCGAGAUCCGGUUCUAUGUCCCAGGCAACAUCACGAAGCUCAAGGGACCCUCAUCCGACGCUGGGUCCAACAAAUCGGACAAUGAAGAGGAGGAGGAGAUCAACGCCGCGCAGGUGUUCCAUGACACAAUCAAGGACAGGGCCAAGAUUGGGCAAGUUCACGGAGACCUCAUUCUCAGCUUCGAGGAAGUGCUUGUUCUUACUCCUCGUGGCCGAUACGACAUGGAUAUGUUCCCUACCUUCCUACGUCUGCGUGGAAAGACAUACGACUACAAGAUCCUCUAUCAAAGUAUAGCAAGGCUUUUCCUCCUUCCAAAGGAUGAUCUGCAUGUACUGUUCAUCCUCGGCCUUAGCACCCCAAUACGACAGGGCCAGACGCAUUACCAAUACCUUGUCAUGCAAUUUUCUAGAGAAGAGGAGAUUACAGCGGAACUGAAUCUGACGGAGGAAGAAAUUGCAAAAUAUGACAAGCUGAAGAAGAACUACGAAGACCCAACGUACGAGGUGGUCUCAAGCGUCUUCCGUGGCCUCGCUGGCAAGAAGAUUAUCGGUUCAGGCAGCUUCCAGGCUCUAGAUGGACAUCCUGGCCUCAAAGCCAAUCUCAAAGCCGUGCAAGGCGAUCUCUUCAUGCUCGAGCGCUACCUCUUCUUCGUCUCCAAAUCCCCACUGCUCAUCGACCUCAACGACAUCUACCAAGCCGUCUUCUCGCGUGUCGGCGCCGGAUCGGGGGCAGCCGCUGGCCGCACCUUCGACCUGAAGAUCAUCACGAAGAACGGACCCGAGCACACUUUCACGUCUAUCAACAAGGGCGAGCACGAGGCAACCGAGGCAUAUCUCCGCGACAAGCGGGUGAAGGUCAAGAAUGAGAUGGUGCCCGAUGCCGAUUUAUUGCUUGCGGCGGUAGGAGGGGAUGACGAUGAUGAUGAGAUGCAGAGCGUUGCGAGUUCGGACGACGAUCGUAGAAGGAGGAAGCCCAAAGCCCCUCGCGCUGCUGGUGCCGAUGAUGAAAGCGAGGAGGAAGAUGAGGACUUCCAAGCCUCCGAUUCCGACUCUGGUUCACCCAGCGAAAGCGACUCGGAUGGCUCAGGCGCCGAGACCGCAUCAGAUGCCAGCGGAGACAUUAUGUUGGCCAAAGAUGCGAAAGCGAAAGGCAAGGGCAAGGCGAAGGCUGACGGCACGAAGAAAGUCGUAAAAAAGAAGGUGAAGGAGGGAGACGCUGACGGUGGCACUGACAAGCCUAAACCGAAGCCCAAACCCAAAGCUACGAAAAAGGACGACGACGCCAUGUCCGUCGACGGCGACGAGAAACCUAAGCCGAAGCCCAAACCAAAGCCUAAAGCGAAGCCAUCGGAUGCGAUGGAUGUAGAUGAGGAGAAACCACGGCCCAAGCCUAAGCCUGUUAAGCCCAAGGAAGGGGACAAAGAUGCAGAACCGCCGAAGAAGAAAGUUAAGACCACGCCGUAA